Lachancea meyersii CBS 8951 is the source of this 1758-nucleotide messenger RNA. The record is from the annotation of a GenBank genome assembly. Lineage: Eukaryota; Fungi; Ascomycota; Saccharomycetes; Saccharomycetales; Saccharomycetaceae.
AUGAUUGAUCAAUUUGUGGUUUUCACACCCUCUGGGCAAGUGCUGUACAACUUCAGCUCUCAGUCAAAGCGUUUCGCUGAGGUACAAGUGAACAAAGUAGUGUCUCAAUUGAUCACGAAUGGGGCCAGAAAAGAUGAAGGGAGCCAUAAAUAUACUACAUUGAAAUUUGACCAGUUUGCUGGAAUGUGCAGUAUAAGAAAUAGUCCUGCUAUUGUGUUUCUUUCAAUCUACGCGGCCCAAGAUAUUGAGCAAACUCGCGAAGCUGAGCAGAUUCUUGAUCUCGGAACGAAAUUAUGGGAUUCCUUGGGACUGAACCAGGCUGUGGAACAAAAUACUAGCAAGCAAAGAGCUCACAAGAACCAGCACAACUUUACGUGGAUUCUACAAAACUGUGAUGUACAAAUUGCCAAAUUCGACGAAUACUUCAAGGUGAAGAUCGAUGCCAUAAAAGCGGGGAAACCAAAGGGUAAAGAGGUGCGGACCAAGUCAGGCCCACAGCUUGCAAAGUCAGCAAAAAAUUCGUCUGCCAACGGUAAAUCCCGGAAGUGGGGCCGUGAUGGUAUAAUGGAAGAUAACUCCACUCCUGGAGACAUGUCAUCGCUUGAUUUCUCCACAGAGGGGACACCAGAACUUACCCCCAGCAACGUUAUUAAGGUGGACAAGGAUGCAUUUGGAACCAGGACAGACAAAGGUGAGUUCCUCAUCAAAGAGAUUGACGAACUUCUGAGCAAAAACAAAGGUGUGUCCGCUAAGAAAGCCAAUUCUAGUACUGGGGCAUUUGCUUUUUUGCAAAAACAUCUACUUGGUAACAAAUCAAUUGUUCAAGACGAUCUGACAACCAUUUUACAAAAGCUAAAACAGCAAUUGAUCGCCAAAAAUGUGGCACCUGAAGCAGCCGAUCAUCUUGCGUCGAGGGUCUCUCAAAACUUGAUCGGAACUACUACAGCGAAUUGGACUAGCGUUGAAAACACAGCCAGGGAAUCACUGCAGCAAGCUUUGACAGAGAUUCUAACGCCAGGUGUGUCUGUUGAUCUUCUUCGUGAAAUUCAACAAAAGACUUGGUCGUCGGGUAAAAAGACACCGUACGUUUUCUCAGUGGUAGGCGUAAAUGGAGUCGGGAAAUCCACCAACCUUUCAAAAUUGGCCUUUUGGCUACUGCAAAACAAUUUCAGAGUGUUGAUUGUUGCUUGUGACACAUUCAGAUCUGGUGCCGUUGAGCAGCUGCGUGUACAUGUUGAGAACUUAGCCCAACUGACGGACGAAUCCCACACCCGUGGUUCUAGAAAUAGACGGGGAAAAACAGGAAAUGACUUUGUGGAACUUUUCGAAGCUGGAUAUGGGGGCUCUGACUUGGUCACUAAAAUUGCAAAGCAAGCCAUCAAGUAUGCCAGUGAUCAAAGUUUUGACAUCGUGCUUAUGGACACAGCUGGAAGGAGACACAAUGACCCAACUCUCAUGUCACCGCUCAAACCGUUUGCUGAUCAGGCCAAACCCGACAAGAUUAUUAUGGUUGGCGAAGCACUAGUGGGAACGGACUCAGUUCAGCAGGCUCAAAAUUUCAAUGCUGCCUUCGGCAAGGAAAGAAAUCUGGAUUUCUUUAUCAUUUCCAAGUGUGAUACAGUUGGUGAAAUGCUAGGAACGAUGGUUAAUAUGGUUUAUGCUACCGGAAUUCCCAUACUUUUCAUAGGUGUUGGCCAGACGUAUACGGACCUGAGAACGCUGAGCGUUGAAUGGGCUGUUGAUACUUUGAUGUCAUGA